CUCAGCUUAGGAAUCUCGUGGACAUGUUGUUAUUUGACUAACUUUGAUCAUGAUGUUCUUUUUCUGAGAGCUUAAUUAAAGAUCAACGAGAAGCCGCUCAUCAUGGAGAUGGCUAAGGAUGCUAAGGAAAACAAGGGACUAACCAUUUACCCGAGGGACCUUUCAGUCACGUGGGGAAAUGACGCUAGGUACUGGAAAUGGUUCUGGCUUCUCUUUGAAAGCGACGACUAUAAGGUUAUCGAAAUACCAAGGCUUCUGAAUGUGUGUUGGCUAGAGAUCUCAGGAAGCAUCUCUAUGAUGUCGCUUAGGAUUGGACUCAAGUACGAAGUAGCGUUUGUUAUUAUGAUGAAGAGUCCAGAGGGCUGGGAGAAUUCUCCGGUGACCCUAAGGCUUGAUUUACCUGAUGGUAAGCCUAGGGUUCGCGAUAUCGAUUUGAGCACUGUCCCCACUGAUACAUGGGUGACGAUUCCUGUCGAUGUAUUCACCGCAACCACGACUAAAGGGAGAGUUGGGUUCUCGAUGAAGGAGAUUACGAGGCUACUUUGGAAGAGGGGGCUCAUCAUUAAGUGCGUUGUUCAAGUCCUCUAG
Molecule: messenger RNA, 588 nt
Organism: Asparagus officinalis (garden asparagus)
Lineage: Eukaryota; Viridiplantae; Streptophyta; Magnoliopsida; Asparagales; Asparagaceae
Exons: 4
Coding region: 103-588 (161 amino acids)
Source: RefSeq, a predicted model, not a curated record